Molecule: messenger RNA, 339 nt
Organism: Peniophora sp. CBMAI 1063
Lineage: Eukaryota; Fungi; Basidiomycota; Agaricomycetes; Russulales; Peniophoraceae
Source: the annotation of a GenBank genome assembly
AUGCAAUCGACGCUGGAUGCCGGGGAGGAGGAGGCGCGAGUCUGGGACGGCCGUGCACUGCGAGCCGACAGCCCGCUAUGGUUUGGCUUGACCCUUGCGCCGGAGGAGCACACGCGGGAUGCUCUAGCAUCAUCAUACAGCAACGGCUCUACGCUCCCUGUUGAUCUGAAGGCGUAUGCGCUGCAACAGGCGUAUAUUCAUCGGUCUCGUGCGCGCAGAGCUCGCUCGCUGUACGACCCUUUGAAGGAAGACGUCGAGCUUUUCCUCCGAAUCCAUUCGGAGCAGGGCUGGCAGUGGGAUUUGGAUAGCGCCGGUAUGCGCGUGGAAGGCAAGUUCUGA